GCGUAGCGCAACGGACGGCACUGCAGAAGCAGGCGAGUUCGCGAGUGUAUCGAUUUUACGAUCGUGUCUCUCGCCGCUAGUGCGUCCGUUUCCUUUAGUUUUUAGUGGUCGUGCUCAUAGUACAUGGAUAAAAUCGUGAAUGGGAUUAGCCGCUAGUCUCUUCACUCCGUACACCCGCUGAUUCGCAACACUUUGCCACCCUUGCCAUGACCAAGGAUAGAUUAGCAGCCCUCGUUGCGGCCCAGUCGGACGACGAUGACGUAGCGGACGAUGUGCCCGUCAACGUCGGCGGGCCCGAUGAUUUUAUGACCGAGUUUUUCGCGGAGGUGGAAGAGAUUCGUGAGAUGAUAGAUAGGAUCCAGACGAACGUAGAAGAUGUGAAGAAAAAGCACAGUGCCAUCUUGUCGGCACCACAGACCGAUGAAAAGGUCAAAAUGGAAUUGGAAGACCUGAUGUCCGACAUCAAGAAAACGGCGAAUAAAGUCAGAGCUAAAUUGAAGGUGAUAGAGCAAAAUAUAGAGCAAGAAGAGCACACGAACAAAUCAUCGGCGGAUUUGAGGAUACGCAAGACACAGCACUCGACGCUGUCCAGGAAGUUCGUCGAAGUGAUGACGGAGUAUAAUCGAACGCAAACCGAUUACAGAGAACGGUGUAAGGGAAGGAUACAACGACAGCUGGAAAUCACCGGUAGGACGACCACUAACGAGGAACUGGAGGAAAUGCUGGAACAGGGAAAUCCGGCGGUGUUCACGCAGGGGAUUAUCAUGGAAACGCAACAAGCGAAACAGACUCUCGCCGAUAUCGAGGCGCGUCACGCCGACAUCAUCAAACUAGAAAACUCGAUCAGGGAACUUCACGAUAUGUUCAUGGAUAUGGCGAUGUUGGUAGAAAGUCAGGGCGAGAUGAUAGAUCGCAUAGAAUACCACGUGGAACACGCGGUGGACUACGUGCAGACGGCUACGCAGGACACCAAAAAAGCGCUCAAGUAUCAAAGCAAAGCUCGACGGGUGAGUCCUCCCCAGAUCACACGCGAAAUCACAGAUCUUUCGUUCGCGUCUAAUUGGUCACUUUUUGUUUUCUCCUUUGAUCCUCUACCACCACUUUUAUCUCGUUCACCACCUCUCUCUCUACACCCCCGUCCGUCCCUUUCACGAUCCGCUGUUAUUUCGCCUCAUAACCCGUCGUAUUCGAGUUCCUCUUCCAUCUGUACAUUUUUACGCUAAUACUGUCCGAAAAAAUCUUUCACGCUUUUUGGUUUAUAUGGCUCUAUUACUACUACUAUUACUACUAUUACUACUACUACUACUACUACUUUGUUCGUUCGUUUGCCUACUUAUCAUAUUGUUCCCCCGUAACGCGACAUCGAAUAACGACGACGCUUUCUAUCUUGUUUCAUUACCAUAUUUUCUACGAUCGAAUCGAUGCUCGGGCACAUAUGUAUGCGCGUUCAUACGUUCGAUGUGCAUUUAUGUACGAUGUAUGCAUUACGCGUUCCUUACCUAUCUUGACUGUUUUCUAUUUCUCUGUGUGUCUAUGUAUGUAUGUAUCCGCGUAUACGCGCGCGCGCGAGCGCACCGCCACGCGCGUGUAUAUACACGAGCAUCAUACGUAUUCAUUCGUACGUACACGGCUGUGUUUGCUGUAUACAUGCAUCAUCGUAUCUGUGUGUCUCUCUACUUGUGUCGCUCUGUCCUACUGAACAUGAGUGUGCUAAUUGUGGCUCUGUCCAUCGACUGUUUUGUCUAUAUUACUUACACGUACUACUAAAACUCCAUGUACUAAUACCUGUGCUCUCUAACCGUCUAACUUUUCUCCGCGAUUGGAUUUUUGCGGGUGCUUUUGUCUGCGUACACGCGUCGUUUACGAACAUGUACGCGGGGACAACGCGUACACGCGUUUACGCUGUCGCGCGUGAACCAUCGUACGCGGAUUGUCAUGGGACCGCGACGGCUGUUUUUCACCGGGGUGAUGGCGAUGCCGGUACGCUACGACGCGUGUGGUAUAUGGUGUUGUACCGCGGUGUGUGGCUUCACUUAUAUGGUGUGUUUAUCUCUCUCUCUCUUUCUACCUGUACACGCUGCUUGCGCGCAUACGUACGCUCGUGGUGUGCGAAAUGGAACACAUCGAUGCCGAAACACGAACGCGUUCGCGUACGUAUACGUGUAAACGCGCAAACGCGCACGGAUAUCCGUGCGUAAACGUAACGAUUAACUUUGGGUACAUCCUUGUUUCGAGAGGCGAUUCACCGGUUACCGUUGCGACUCCUUUUCCUCCCCUUCCGUUCGUUCUCGUCCCCGAUGUUGUUCCCCGUUUCUUCGUGAUUCCUCUCCAUCCCCCGAUACGGCACGGCAGGGUGAGUUGGUGGACCGUAUCGAGUACAACGUCGAUCAAACCGGCGACCACGUUGGCCAGG
Eufriesea mexicana is the source of this 2413-nucleotide messenger RNA. RefSeq names its product syntaxin 1A (gene Syx1A). Gene Ontology annotation, biological process: intracellular protein transport; vesicle fusion; exocytosis. Gene Ontology annotation, cellular component: endomembrane system; SNARE complex; plasma membrane. The record is from RefSeq and is a predicted model, not a curated record. The transcript has 8 exons. Lineage: Eukaryota; Metazoa; Arthropoda; Insecta; Hymenoptera; Apidae. The coding region runs from base 207 to 1223 and encodes 338 amino acids. Gene Ontology annotation, molecular function: SNARE binding; SNAP receptor activity.